AUGGGCUUGCUCGCGGUGGGUCGUCACAGCAAGGAUAUGGCAGUGAUGGAGGAAUACUUCUCCGACAAGGUGGUUUGGGUCACGGGAGCAUCAGCUGGCUUUGGAGAAGCACUGUGUGUUGCUCUCUGCCAAGCGGCAAAACCUGGGGGACUGAUCCUGAGCGCUCGGCGCAAGGAUGAGCUGGAACGGGUCAGGUCAAGAUGCUUAAAGCUGUCUCCUGACUUGAAGACAGAAGUGCUGCCACUAGAUCUGUCGGACCUGUCCCGGUUGCAGUUGGCGGCUGAGGAAGCAAAAGGUCUAUUCGGACGCGUAGAUGUUCUUGUGAACAAUGGCGGGGUCGGAUUUAGAGGCCUCGGCUACCAGACUUCAAUCGAGACGGACCAGCACGUGAUGAACGUGGACUUCUUCAGCGGCGUUGUCUUGCUGAAAGCCCUGCUGCCAGACUGGCUGAGGAGGCAAAGUGGCCAUGUCGUGCAAAUCUCCUCGGUGCAGGGCUUCUUUGGCUUGCCUGGCCGAACAGCCUAUGCAGCUGCAAAGCACGCUGCUGUUGGCUUCUACGACUCGUUGCGGGCAGAGGUGGCUGACAACGGCAUAGCUGUAACCACUGUUUGCCCUGGAUACAUAGCAACCGAGCACGCACGAAACGCUGCCAAAAGUGAUGGGGUGCAGGUCGAGCCCGAGAUCAAAGGCGUGGCUCCAGAUAAACUCGCUCCCAAAGUUCUGGCAGCAAUUGCACGACGCAAAGCAGAAAUGGUGCCCGCUGCACUAGACGCUCGAGUAGCUCGCUUGCUGCGCACCCUCUUUCCAACACUUUUCUUCUCCAUCAUGCGGAGGUCCAAGCUGUGA
Molecule: messenger RNA, 846 nt
Organism: Symbiodinium pilosum
Lineage: Eukaryota; Dinophyceae; Suessiales; Symbiodiniaceae
Source: the annotation of a GenBank genome assembly